Molecule: messenger RNA, 1406 nt
Organism: Carassius carassius (crucian carp)
Lineage: Eukaryota; Metazoa; Chordata; Actinopteri; Cypriniformes; Cyprinidae
Product: protein shisa-4-like
Exons: 5
Coding region: 356-952 (198 amino acids)
Source: RefSeq, a predicted model, not a curated record
GGGGCCGAGGCGCGCUGCUACAGGAGCCCACGGGUUCCAUUUCUCUUCGUGGAAUUUCGCGCGUCUGCGGUCAAUCUCCUGAAUAAUUCCAUCAUUUGCCCUCUUAAUUUACACGCGUUCUACGCGUUGUCCUGCGAAAUGAACGUCUUUUGAUUUAUUUCAUCAAUGAGGAGGCUGGUACUGGAGAUCUGGCGUGUAGCGUCACGGGCGGUGUUUCAUUCCACACAGAUCGCAUGUUGAUCACGAAGCUGCUUGAUCCGGAGCUCCGCUGCGAGACGUGGCAGAUUAUAUCAUUUUAAGGCCUUUUUUGAAAGGAUGCAGAUGUAACCGUUUUAUCUGGUGUACUGGAAGCAGGAUGUCAUUCUACGCCGUCGUUAUACUGGUCCUUUAUAUUAUUUUCUCUGUUUGGCAGGUGAGUGCAGAUGAGGACUGCUUGUGGUACGUGGACAAAAAUGGCACCUGGCACAAUGGCUUUGACUGCCUGCCCAAAACCUUCUGCUGUGGGAACUGUCACCGCCGUUACUGCUGCCUGGAUGGCUUCAAGAUGAUCACCGAGGCGGGACAGAAGCGCUGCAUGCUUUUCCAUCUCAGCCCUUCUACUAUAGCUGGCAUUGCUUCAUCGAUCCUGCUCUUUGUGGCUGCUAUAGCAACUAUGGUCUGUUGCUUCAUGUGUUCCUGCUGUUAUCUGUACCAGCGCCAACGUGGCAGAACUCCUUAUGAAGUCCAGCAUAUUCCAAUGGCCAGCUAUCCUGUGGAGCACAUGUACGAUGCUUCUGGUAAACCCAUUGGACAUCCAGAUUAUCCUGGGUAUCCAAUGGUGCCACAAUAUCCAGGUGUCCCCCACCAUUAUCCUAUGAUGCCCCAGGGUCCUUAUCAUCCCAAUCCUCCCGACGCAGGAUACAGUCAAGCAGCUCCUCCACCAUAUUCCCCUCCACAGUACCCAGGGCACUGAAAGAGCUGAAGUCCCUCAGCCAGGAGAAGAUAACCUAUAGAAUGGGUGAUGAUGAAGAGGGCCCAUGCUUGUAUGGAAUCCUUUGUAUGAGAAACCAUUUAAAAUUAAUUUCUGUUAUUUAUUUCUUGAUUAAUUUGUGGAGUGAAGCAUGAACUGACCUCAGAAUCACCUCACGCGUUGGAAGUGUUUUCUUGUUUGAUGUACAGCUUUCAUCUGUCACUAAUCAUUGAGACUCCUCCCACUUUAAUCCAGCAACUCACAGACUCAAAAGACUGCUUUAAAUGUGCCACUAUGUUUUGUCAAACUCUCCGAAAUGGACUGUUAAAGAUGAUCUUCCUGCAGAAGAGACUGACUGCCAGUUCUGACUCAUCCAGGAUCUCGUUUUCUGUUCAACCAAAUAAGAAGAAACUUGUGUCAUUUACACUUUAUUCUGCAAUAGAAAUGCUUAGCUGUC